AUGAAAGCAUUAUUUCUCCUCUUUGCAGCAGCUCUUUUCGGCUACGCCACCGCUGUUUGCCCACCACCAGCUAACGCCGACACCAUCAACCUCAUCGAAAGGUUCGAGGGCUUCGUCCCCUCGCCCCGCCCUGACCCCAUCGGGCUUCCUACCGUUGGCUAUGGGCACCUCUGCAAGACCAAGGGUUGCUCCGAAGUUCCAUUCAAGUUCCCUGUGACCAAAGCCAACGCCGUCACUCUCCUCCAUAGCGACCUCACCACCUUCCAAAACUGUGUCAAUUCGGAUAUAAAGCGAUCCGUGCACCUCAAUGAUAACCAAUAUGGCGCUCUCGUUUCAUGGGCAUAUAAUGUGGGUUGCGGGAACAUUAAAACGUCGUCGUUGGUGAGAAGGCUGAAUGCAGGAGAAGACCCGAAUACCGUCGCUGCUCAGGAACUUCCACAAUGGAAUAAGGGAGGUGGAAAAGUUCUGCCUGGUUUAGUGAGGCGUCGUGCUGAGGAGGUGAAGCUUUUCAAAACCCCGUCCAGCGUUUCCGCACACCCUUGCUAG
Messenger RNA from Laccaria bicolor S238N-H82, 546 nucleotides. Its product is annotated as glycoside hydrolase family 24 protein. Gene Ontology annotation, biological process: peptidoglycan catabolic process; cell wall macromolecule catabolic process. The transcript has a single exon. Lineage: Eukaryota; Fungi; Basidiomycota; Agaricomycetes; Agaricales; Hydnangiaceae. The coding region runs from base 1 to 546 and encodes 181 amino acids. The record is from RefSeq and is a predicted model, not a curated record. Gene Ontology annotation, molecular function: lysozyme activity.